AUAUCACGUUCAAAUCAAACUUCAAAGCAGAGGAUGAACAUCUAAUGUUGUUAGUUCGAAUGUUUUGAAGUUUUUUUACAAAUCCAACGAAUGUUUUUGCUUUACUAACAUAUAUCAUUAACAUCUAUAAAGUACAAGCAUGUAUUUGAAUGUGUUGAUGAUUCUACCGCGUGUUGCGCAACAAAAUAUUUUGAACUGUAGGUCAAUAAGUGGUUCGCGAUGUUGUUAUCAAAACUUGGAAAGUAAAUACUCGGAAAGUCAAAAAGUGAAAAUACUAAAUGUAAUUAAUGAUGAUUCUCAAACAUUGUCAAGGUAUUUGUUAAAUAAGUUUGAUAUAGCAAAGUCAAGAUUAAAAAAGUUUAAACAAUGGAAAACAAGCAAUGGUCAAGUGAAUACCCUAUCUGAUUUAUCUUUAAUAGAAGGUUUCACAGACAAGACAGCUAAGAAACUCUGUGACAGUAUAUUAAAUGGACCCACUGAAGAAGUUGAACAAAUAUCAAAUAAAAUAAAAGGUCAAAUAUUACAUCCAAAUUUGAAAGAAAGUACUAUUAAAGACUGUAAAACAGUAUUGACAGUAUAUAUAUCUGUUAAUUCAGUUUGUUGGACGCUUAUAAACAAAAAUUAUUAUGAAGUUGUGGAGUGGCAGUAUUAUGGUAUUGAUUACCCCGAAGGAAAGAAGAUUCAGAUCACAGAUAUAUUUGAUAUUGCAUGGCGUAUAACGCAGCGGUUACCGGUCGCUGACAUUUAUGUGAUGAAAGCUGAAGCUACCACUUUGCGAGCGGCCGGUAGCGAUCCGAACAAUCCUAAAGUAUUGGCUGUAAAUCUUCAGAAAGCUCAAAUGGUCUCUAUGAUUGUUGCAUUGAUUAACGCACGAGGACACAGAAGUGACGAUGACGAUGGUAAAUUGAAACAGAUUGUUUAUUUUUUGAGGCCCACAUUACCCUACAGGUUACACGGAACUUUAGUUGGAAACGAAAGAGUGUCGACUGAUCAAACCGUCGAAAUGUUACUUCAGGAGAGCAGUGGUAAAUCAACAGGCAACAAACACGUCUACGUGCCGGAGGAAGUGAAAAACAUGUUCAGGACACAGAACGAACUACAGAAGGACAUGUUGGGACAUUGUCUGUUACUUAGUUUGACUUUUAUGGAUUUGUGUGUUUACAAGAACAAGGAGCGCAUCGCGAAAUUAAUUAAGAGGACUUCUUGAUGUGCCUCUUACUAGAUUAGAGAAUAAACUUAAUUAAUUGUAACGAGG
Molecule: messenger RNA, 1255 nt
Organism: Bombyx mandarina (wild silkworm)
Lineage: Eukaryota; Metazoa; Arthropoda; Insecta; Lepidoptera; Bombycidae
Biological process (GO): transcription elongation by mitochondrial RNA polymerase; mitochondrial transcription
Cellular component (GO): mitochondrial nucleoid
Molecular function (GO): DNA polymerase processivity factor activity
Source: RefSeq, a predicted model, not a curated record